UUCACAGCCUUGCUCCGCUCAAUUCAGUCUCUAUCUGAGCGUUGUCUUUGCGAGUUAGCCAUUUGCAAUCGUGCGGUCUUUUUCAAUAUGUAGCCGCCCCAAUUACAUAUGUAUUUUGUCUGUGGAUAUAUGUACGAUGUAUAUAGGAUAUACACAUUGGUACAUACAUAUGAACAAUGCCUAUUUCUCCAGCUUUCGUUACAGUAGUUUUGAGAACUAAGUGUAUCUAAGUGUUAACGUGAAUAUUGAGGGCACAAAACAAAAUAGCAUAGCAAAGAAAAAAAACUCAUUGUAAAUAAGACAUGGAAAAAAGUUAUAAAAGUGACCAGAAGAUCGCGGAGAAUUCGUUGUCGCGCUUUUCAUCUUGCGCAACCGGUCAGGACUCUUUCUACUGAACAUUCUAUUGUUAUUUUAUAUACGUUUCUAUGUACAGAUAUGCCACUUUUGCCCAUACAAAAGUUUUGAAAUAAAACGACCACUUUAUAAAGAAUAUAAAAACGAAAUGAUUCAAUCAAAUUUGCAUUUGCCAAUUAAAUACGACAGCGGAAGACGAUAGUGCCAGUUAGCAUUGCCACGACGACGAUCUAUGGGUACAAUUUGUUCCUUGUCAGCUGCACUAAGUUGUAACAUUGCUUAUAGAUUUCCUAUCUAUGAAAUGGAGCAUUUAGAUCUGGCCGGCUAUCUUGGCCACGCUCCUCAAAGUUGGAAUACUCUGGGAACCUUUCAGGAGCAAGAUGCUGUUUACCUAUCUAGCUCGCGACAAAUGUUGGAACCAAUCUUGGAGGAGACUAGCGAGGAUGAGGAACGUGCCCGAAGUAGCUUCAUUGUAAGCCUAGAUCACCGCUCCACCCUCUGGAGCUCUACGGAGUCUGAAACUGGAUCAGUCUUACGCAUAGAAACGAUUAAGGAUGUCGAUGCCGUUUCUGAGAGGGACUUUGUCUGCCCACCCAAGCGACCAAGGCGCAGCCAUGACUUAAAUUCUGGCCAGAUUCCAGAGGAUUGCGUGCAACUCCGCCGCCCUAUGUCUUACGAUCCCGAGUACCACAAUAGCUUUGAACGCUUUCUGGCUUUGGAGGCAUGUGCUCGCGAUAGCUUCGGAAGCCAGGGCCAACGCAGCAGUAUAGGUAGUAGGCGGGGGGGCACCUUCGAGGAUUUUUAUUCCGACAGGGACUCCUCCCACUCGCUAUCGCGCAGCUCCUCCCUGGUACAGUUCGAGUCCUUGGAACGCCAGCUCACGCUCCAGGAGCAGCAUCAGAGUAUGAACAGUCUGGGCAACAGUUCGCCCUCGCUCACCUGCGAGUCUGGUGCGGCAACGCGGGCCAGGACCAGGGACAGCAGUCCAGACAGUAGGAAGGGAUCAGCCCCGACGCUGUCCCUGCUAAAGCGUUAUGAAUCCAGCGACUGUAGUCGUUUGCACCAGACAUACUAUGAGCUGAACAAUCUCAAUUUUGAAUAUAAGCAGCAGCAGGAACUUCUCUCUAGAAGCCUGCGAGAGACGAAGCUAAAAUCUGAGGGCUCCUCUAGCUCCAGCUCGUCCAGCGAUAGCAGUGGUCACAGCCUUCUAAGCCCUUGCCUUGUUCCCGAUGGUGCUGUUGCAACGGAAGGGGGGAAACAGGAUGGGGUAUCCUCUCGGCGAAUUCCCCCCAACUCAGCUGAGAACCUGUCCGAGGACUCCGGGUACUGCGAGCCACGUACCCUAAAGCGGGAAAAGUCCAAAUCCAUACCAAAGAAUUUCGACAAACUUUGCGAAGAGGAGGAGGAGCUGCUGUUACUGGAGGAGGGCGCCCCGCAUUCUCGCGACUUCAAAGACGAGCAUGAUUUGUGUCAGACCGAAAUAGAGCAGACUGCGGAUACGGCUGCAUUAGCAUGCUCUCCGUCGUCUAUAAAUAGUUCCCCGGAGAGGGCCAGCUCUGAAUCGGAAUCGGCAUCGCCGCUGCCAUCGCCGACCGGAUCGGCAUCAACGUCGUCUGCCGCCUCGUUCACUUGGCUACACAACAGUUUGCCAGAUAUCCGCGAGCCACGAGGUCCACUCUCUGUGGGAAUUAACAAUUCAAAGCACAAGACAAACGGCAGCGUUCUGGCCACCACCAGAAAAAACAGUGGCAGCACCCGGAGCAGCAGCUCCGCCGAUAGCUGUGACGGUUUAUCGCUCCUCGGCCCCACCCAUUCACUCAACGAGCUCCAGGUGCUUGAACGGAGGCGGCGACCACGUCAGAUUCGCCCCAGCCAGAGAAACAGUCACAGCAACAGUUCCAGUGAGGAACUGGAGGAGCUGGACAACUUCUUUGUUGCCUGCCACACCCCGCCAAGGAUCCGACGCAGUUUCAGCUGGAACGAACGAGCUAGAAAAGUAGUGGGAGUGGCAAGUGCCGGAUAUUUGAACGCUAGUUACCAAAACCUAACUCUAUUGAACUACACGGAUAACUGGCUGCCGGCAGAGCUUCUUCAGAAGAACCACAAGAGGAGCCCAGCAGAAGAAAUGUCGAAACAAAGCAGUAAAACUUGCGGAAACUACGAGCACAUGAUAUGUAAGGGAAACUUUUUGCUGGAUGAGAUCAGCAAGGUUUAUGACAAAAAUGUUUCUAUACUGACGGAUAAGCCGGUGCUGGAUACCAAGCUCUCUGCGCCAGAGGAAUGUGAUUUAAAUGCUCCGAUUGAGUGCUCGAAGGUGCAGCACGUACAGCUAAACAUAAAGCCACCGCCGCGCCAGAAACGUUUGACUCAACAGCCGCCAGCCGCCAUGACCUUUAAUGGCCUUGUUAAAACAUUUGACCAGGAUCCCACUAAUUUGCGAACCUCGUACACCCAAAGCCUAGAGCGGUGCCACCUUGACGAGCAAGAAACGGCAAAGCCUGCUUCGUACCCGCCGUCAGUCAUCUCACAACGGUUCCUGCCCAAACGGCGUUUCCAGUCCCAGACGUCGGCGGCUAUGCAGCGAAGUCUGGUAAGCAGCACGCCAAAUCUCGCGGCCAGCGACGACGGGCAGCCAGAAUCCGAGUACGAUAUCUACGUGAGCAGUGCACACGCCUCGAUGCACCAGUUGCCGCAGACAACAACGCUCCCGAAGCCGCUGGGGAUUCUGCUUCCAGCCGGAUCGCGUCAUUCUUUUGGCAAGGAGGUAAGCUUCUGCCCAGUGGUAAGCAAGUACUGUUGGCAGGAGCAGUCCUCAGAGGAGCCCACCGAGGAUCACUUUCACUCCAGCGAGGGCGAGCAGGGCCCGCCCAGCGACGACGAACAGAUGGACCCCACUUUGGUGCACAACACUAGAGAGAACGAAAACAUCGUUGCGCUCUUCGAGCCGGAGCCAGAGCAUCAUCUAAGAGAGCCGGCGAUCGCACAAAAGUUUACCGGUUUCCAUACCAAAGCGCUCUUCUCCGCCUCCGCACACGCAGAGAAAAACUCAUCAUGUGAAGAGAGCGCCAAUGUCAAAAACAAAGCAAACUUAGCCACACCCGAUUGCCGCGAUCAAAGAACCGAAGCUAAGACCACCCUAGAACCUGAGCCCGCUUUAAGCAGCACAGUCAGUCUAAAACCUUGUGCCGUUGCGAACUCGUCUUGCCGAGAAGAAACUCCGAGCGAUGUCACUGAGGAACCUGCUUCUGCGACUGCACGACCCCUUAGCCUGCCGAUCCUUAGCGAGCCGCCCACCAACCGCGCUCACCACAUCCUGUACUCAUCCCAGCAACUAAGGCGCUACGAACCGAAGGCGUCGCCGAUUAACAAGAUGCCGCCGGCCCAAGAACUUAGCGGGCAGGCCGCGGCUGUUCUGAGGACGGACGAGAAACAUCCAACCUCCAGAAGCCUCUUCUCCAGGUUCACCCACGGGCUGAGAUUCUCGUUACGUCGCAAAAAGAAGCAGCAGCAGCAAGAGCCUUCGCAGGUCAAGGCGUCGCCCGGAAAGGAGUUCAGGCAGAGCCCGGAGGAGGGCCAAUCGGUCGACUUUGUGCACAUCCCUUUAAAGCCGCAAAGAAGUUUGCAAUGUGGCCGACUGGACGAUACUGUUGUGACCGAGACAAGCAGUGGCAACGUGCACAGCUUGCAGCAACAGGAACAGCUGGGCAAGACCUCAACUCUGCAAAGGGUGACUGGCAAGCCGCCACUGCCCAAGAUGCCACCACGAAGUGGCAUCCUAACGCAUGCGCCUCAGGAAACGACUGGUGAAACUGUCAGUUGCCACCGCACCGAGGCGUUGCCGAGCGUCCAACGAGAACACUGCAAUCAGUUAACCGGACAGUUGAUGGAUAAGGUUCAGGCAACGAGAAUGCGGGACACCGGGUUCAGCUCGCAGACAGUAGUCGCCCAAGAGACACAUACGGUUAAUCGACUAACCGGACACGGCAACGCGACUAGACCGACCGUGGUUACCGCCGUUCCGGUUUCCGUUGCUCCUGUCGAAGAGGUCGACAAGAUGGGUUUGAUCGAGACCAAUCUGGACACUCAUGAAACGGUUAUAUCGGGAAAGACACGGUCUCUUAUGGAUAUAACUUACAACCCACUUAGCGUGCCACACAAGCGAUACAUCGUAAAGCGUCUAAAUGUAAACAGCGUUGCUUAUGACGUGGAUGAAUUGGACGGGAAGGUUAAACCUUCGCCUGGUGGAAUGGCAUCCGUACGCAGACCGCACAAGAGUAUGGAAUUUCUGCUGGACAAGGAGAACCAGAAAAAUGUUUUGCCCCCUGAAAACGAACUGCAGAAAUCACAUGACCACAAUCCAGGCGCACUAAGCGAGCAUCAACUGCGCGUCCAAGCGUCGCUCCAGCGACUAAAUAUUCCUGACUGGUUCCGUCAUUACAGCAAAGGCCCCGAAAAGGCAGCAGAUGGCGAAAACGCAUGCACAAGUGCGGCAGGCGGUGGUUACCGACCUGGCAACUUUACCCGCAAACGCACCCAGGAAUCGGGGCGCUGGCAAGCGCUCAACUCAAAGACGACUUCCCUCAGCUCGCUGGGAUCUCAACGCUCCGACCGAAGUCCUUUGUUGAUGAGUCCCUCAGCGCACAGCCAUCACGGCGGCCAAAGCUCCUAUUCAUGUGGGUCGACGACAAUUCACGGUCCGGCACCUGUGCAGAUAGGUAUGGGUGCCACUCGCUGGUCUACCUCGCAUCUGAAUUCCACUCAGAUGUCUCCCGGUGCCUCGCAGCGCGGAAGCUUUACGCGCGGCGCGCCCAUUAAUAGCAGCUUUAUGUCUGUGGCCAGUGGCAGCGGCUUGUUGCGCAAUUCCUACCGACAGCCGUAUUUGGGUUGGCGCAGCACAGAGAAGCUCUCCCAGCGAACGCCCCACGAACGUCUGGCCAAUUCGCUGCUGAGCCAACGGACAACUCCGCCCUCCACACGGGCAGACAAUGAAACCCGCGCCUUACAUUCUGUAUCGACAGAGAUUCAAAGCUCCAUUAAGGAAGUCACUUCCGCCAUCGUUCACUUCGUGAACGACCAGCAGCAGUCGCAACAUCCGCGGAGCCGUUCUACCAGUCCAAAUUCAAGGUGCUGGCUGGAAAGCAGCUUUGUUGGUACACGGACCCUGGACUCGCCGCAAACACCCGUUAUUGACAACAGUCCUCCAGAAUUGGCACGAAAGCAGCAGCAGCUCCACCCGCACCAAGUGCAUCUGGAUGUCGGUCUGUCACCUGCAGUCUCCGCUGGUCAGCUGCCACAUCGCAUGAACGGAAUGAAUCGUAUCGGCAACGGUGGCGUACCAACACGUAAUAUAGCACCCGAACGGUCGUUAAGCAGCGCCUCGCUAGAAGAUGUACUAGCCUCGCUAUUAGGACUACCAACUGCCUUCUUAUCCGGCCAGAACAGCAAUUCCUACAGCAGCUACACUCCCAAUGCGGCGACAACAGCAGGCGCAGCUUCUCGGCAGCAGCUGGAGGUGCAAUCGGCCGCCGAGCAGCAGCGGCUUCGUCGCCGGAGUGAAGGCGACGCCCCCACGCAGGAAAAGCAAUAUUCCAAGGAGCAACCCCAUACGUCCAACUCGCAUUCAGUUGAAGCUGUAGACAGUGCCCAGCCAAAUAACCCCAAAGGGAGCCGGCGGGCAUCGCUUGGUGACCCCGACUUCGCAGCUACACGGUCGGAAACAGGAAGCGGACAGCUGCAACUCAUCGAGGGACCGAAGACGGGCUUUGGAUCGGGACAACAUGUUCGCUGCCGCAACAGCAAGUGCGACCAGAGUACCUCUCCCAGCGAUGCAAAGAAGCUCUACAAGUCGUGUCACAAUUGUUCCCAUUUAUACUGUUCGCGUGAGUGUCGGCGGGCACACUGGGAGAAGCAUCGGAAGGCUUGCCUGCACUCGCGUGCCUCCAAUAUUUGUCGCCAGGUGCUGGCCACGUGCAAGGACGACAUCGACUCGCAGCGCCAUCUGAGUCUUUUAGCUCGCAAAGGCAGCCUUUCUCAGGGACGUGGCGUUGUACGUGUGCUUUUUCGUAGUGCCGAGGCGGCGGAAGGAUUCAUUAAGAACGGGUUCCAGUGCAUGGGGGAGGCUUCGUACGUACGUUGGCCAGACCUUAUGCCCGCCGAGAUGGGCCUGGAGUUAUACUCAGAGCUUCUUAAGCUCAGUACGGAGUACAAGCCGGAAACCAAGAUGCUCAUUUACGUUGCUAUUUGCGUGGUAUCCGAGGCACCGGGAAUGGGACAGGCACCUGUGCGCUGGGAACGCCAACUGGUGAGUCGUUGUGCCAAGCUGAAACUCUGCAAGACAGUUCUGGCUGAACUAGAGCAACAUCAGGCGGCGCUCCUGCAACCGGUGUCUGUUGUGGCAGUGCCGGAGCGGACGGAAAUCCUCAUUCUAACUUUCAAUCCCGGACAGCAUAGUAAUAGAGAGCUGAUCCUUUCAAAUAUUCUGGAAAUUUUGAUAAGGCGCGGCGUCAUGCUAAGCAAGCACUAUCCGGAGGUCUUCGAGCGCCUGCAAACGUACUCUGAGGGACAGAGUGACAAGUUUAAUCCGGUGACACUGCAUCCACGGGACACGCAAACUGGCCAAAACUUUGUAUGCAUCAUUAUGGCGGUGCACACGGACAAUGAACUAACGAAGCUUCCAUCAGCAGCGGAUGGCGGCAAUCGAGUUACUACCAUAGAUGUAGGAUCUCCUGCGGCUCUCGUGCAACUGGAACUAGGCGAUGAUCAGAUUUUCAAAACCAAGUCCAGAGACAGUUGAUUAAGAGCCUACAAAAAUGAAAACAAUGAGCUUCGGAGAGCAAACGAUGGCAACGCUCACUCCUUUCAUUCCAGCCAUUUCAACGACACCUUGGGGUGUCCCAUAGAAAGUACCCGCAUGUAAAAAAGCAUUAUUCAAAUCUGAUUUUUAAAAUUAUUAUUAUUAUUCAACCUAAAAUGUGGCUAAAUACGUUUAUUUAAAUACGUUUUAUUCCACUAGAGCUAAGGAGGUUAUCCCGAAUUUUUAUUUUUUGUUUGCCUUGAAAGAGUUAAAAAAUGAAUACUUUGGCCGUAGCCCUAUAAACGCUGAAAUUCAAUUAUUGCUCACAUAAUAUGGGUGUCCGUCUGUAUGGACGUCAAAAUUGCGAAAACCAUAAAUCAAUCAAACAAUAAAUCCCAAAAAUUAUUUAAACAGCUAAAGAGUUAUUAUAAAUGCCCGUUACACGUAGAAUAAAAGGUUAUACCAGAUUCGUUAAAAAGUAGAUUUCGACUAUUUAAGUAUAUAUAUUCUUUGUCAGGAUCAAUAGCCGCGUCGAACUGGACCUGUCCGUCCGUAUGAACGUCGAGAUCUUAGGAACUAUAAAAGCUAGAAGGUGGAGAUGAAGCUUUCAGAUUCUAGAGACAUACCCGCAGCAGAUCAAGUUUGUUGACCCAUGCUGCCACGCCCACACUUACGCACACAACUGCCUCUUAUUCUUCACCAAUAUCUAUCGAUAUCCCGAAAACAUUUUUAUAAAAAAUUUAGCGUUCGCAUUUCCACUAGUUGAGUAACUGGUAUCUGAUAUCUGGGACGUCAAAAGCGCAAGUUCUCUAGCUCGAAAAGUAAAUUAAAAAAGGAUUUGAAAGUUGUUUGAUUAAUAAGUAUUUGACUGAGAGGACUGAGAACCAAAUACAUUUAGCUUAAAUUACUCCAAAUCUUUUAAAGAAAAGUUACCAACAAAAUAAUCCUAAGAACCUCGGCUAAAAACAAUAAUCUCUAAAAGAACUACUUCCGCCGGAAUUUGACAGACAGCAUUAAAAAUAUCACCAUAUCACAAUGCAACUAGAACAGCCAUUUUACAUGCGCACUAAUUUGUAAUAAAAUGAUUUAUGUUAAGCUUAAAUUAUUUAUGCCGAGAAGUAAUCAUUCAUGUGGGUAACUGUUGAAAUUGCUUUUCUGUUAUUGCUUUUAACCAUAAGGACCGUCAUUCUGGAUAGGAUAUUUCGGUUGUUUCGGCAUACUGUUGUAAUACAUUAGGUGGCCCUCGCCAGUUUUGUUUAACUUGAUUCUUGUCCAAGGCUGCAUAACAGAAGGAUCGGGCUUUGGCUAGGACUUUUAAUUCUUUUGAAUUUAGUAGGUGAGUGGAGUGACGGUUGGCAGGGUAGGCGGUAGAAAAAUGAAAUCGUUGUUAAGCUAGCUAUAAUAUAUAAUAAAUACUAAAGAGCCAAGUUGGGUUCAACAAAAUGACAAAAAUAAACCAAUAACAUCGUUAUUUAAAUGAAAAUGUUACUACAAAAUCGUAUAAUUACAUUCUUGCGCGCCGUAAAAUUUAAGCUUGAGGAGCGAAUUAAAUUUAAAAUGUUUAUGUUUCAAAAAAAUAAAAAGGAUAAGAAAUUACGGAAAUUUAACAGUGAAAAAUGUAUAUAUUGAUUUGUAUGACUUAAAAUUUAGCUUAAAAUGUGUAUUUUUGUUAUGUUUUGAACAUAUAUAAAACAUCUAUUUAAAAUGUUGCUUAUAUUGUUUAUCCAAAGGUUAAAAAUAAUUUGUUUUAAAAUUAUUAACAUGAAUAAAAGGCAUACAACUAUUAAACACAUCCUUUACGUAACUUUGUAACGAUUUUAGCUUUUAAGCAGUAGCAGAAUUAUUAAAAUAAAACGUGGACCAACCACAGACACAGAUCUUCCUAUAUAAUCGUGAAUAUAUACACAUGAUUGCAUAGUGCAUGCAAUCAACAUUUAAAGAAAAAACUACAAUCGCGUGUAACUAAAACAUAUUCAUUCUUGAAUAAUCUUAUGUGUGUAUAUUAGUUUGUAUAAGUAUAUAUAAGUUUGUAAUGACUGCAAAUUCAAAAAUGGUCAUUAAGCAGAAUCCAUAUUCGUAAAUACAUCUUCAGUGCAUUGCAUUGUUAAUUUCCCAAUAACCAAACCUAUUUUAAAUUUAAAUCUUUUUUGCUCUAUAAUACAAGCCAUGAAUCCUAAUUAUUAAACACUUGGUUUGCAUUAUUGUAAAAAAUUCGUUGCCACUUCACAACUUUACAACUUUAAAAAUAUUUUAUUUCUAACAUAUAAUUCGCAAAAAUAUAAAAAUAAUAUGUUUGAAAGUGCGUCCCUUUUACAAAUCAACAGCACGAAUUUUUUUUUUGUAAAAAGACAGCAGUAAUUAACAUCAUCUGAUUUUCGAAAAAUUUUAACUUUAUUUUACUCUUAUGUCUACGAAUAUUUAAAGUUUCGUGUAUUUAUUUAUUAUAUUCAUUACCGAUAUUCAAAUUUGCUGACCUUAUAGGUUCACGUAAGAAUAAGAUGAAUUUGGCAAAACACAAACAAAAAUAAAUUUAAAGUAAAAAGGUGCUUACAUGAAUUAUAAAACCCAUAAGACGAUGAAAGCGGUGGAAAAUGUGCCUAUUUCUAUUUCCCUCUAAAUUCUUGGUUAAGGCACUUGCAAUUGGAGUAGGUUAGUAAAAAAUUGUAUUUUAUUCAAAUAUUUAUUUGAUUUUAUGCAUUAUUUAAUACAUACUUAUAGUAGACAUAUUUAAUUAAAAUAUAUUUAAGCUUAUAACUUUCAACUUAUAUGUGUGUGUUAUUACCUGUGCAUAUUCAUACGUAUCGGAUUUGCUCGUAUCGUCACCUAAUAAAUCCAUAUUUUACACCUACAAUUUUUAUAAGAGAAUAGCCUAUAACACUUAAAAAUACGAUGCCUAUACAUAUAUGCGUUUAAUGUUUAAAGAUGUUUAAGUAUAUUAUACAAGCUAUCAAAUAAAUUAGGUUCAUUUGUAUGCUUAUCGUAAAAA
Messenger RNA from Drosophila simulans, 10133 nucleotides. RefSeq lists its product as uncharacterized. The record is from RefSeq and is a predicted model, not a curated record. Gene Ontology annotation, biological process: cell-cell junction organization. The transcript is spliced from 10 exons. Gene Ontology annotation, cellular component: plasma membrane; apical junction complex. Lineage: Eukaryota; Metazoa; Arthropoda; Insecta; Diptera; Drosophilidae. The coding region runs from base 587 to 7147 and encodes 2186 amino acids.